AUUCCUCCUGUAUGGAAAAGCUACUUUCAAAAGAUUGGAAGGAAAAAAUGGAAAGACUAAAUACCAGUGAACUUCUUGGAGAAAUUAAAGGUACACCCGAGAGCCUGGCAGAAAAAGAACGGCAGCUCUCCACCAUGAUAACCCAGUUGAUCAGUUUACGGGAGCAGCUUCUGGCAGCGCAUGAUGAACAGAAAAAACUGGCAGCCUCACAAAUUGAGAAACAACGGCAGCAAAUGGACCUUGCUCGCCAACAGCAAGAACAGAUUGCAAGACAACAGCAGCAACUUCUGCAACAGCAGCACAAAAUUAAUCUCCUGCAGCAACAGAUCCAGGUUCAGGGUCACAUGCCUCCGCUCAUGAUCCCAAUUUUUCCACAUGACCAGCGGACCCUGGCAGCAGCUGCUGCUGCCCAACAGGGAUUCCUCUUUCCCCCUGGAAUAACAUACAAACCAGGUGAUAACUACCCUGUACAGUUCAUUCCAUCAACAAUGGCAGCUGCUGCUGCUUCUGGACUCAGCCCUUUACAGCUCCAGAAGGGUCAUGUCUCCCACCCACAAAUUAACCCAAGGCUAAAGGGCCAAAUUGACCGUUUUGGCAGGAAUUUGGACACCUUUGAACAUGGUGGUGGCCACUCUUACAACCACAAACAGAUUGAGCAGCUCUAUGCCGCUCAGCUGGCCAGCAUGCAGGUGUCACCUGGAGCAAAGAUGCCAUCCACUCCACAGCCACCGAACACAGCAGGGGCAGUCUCACCUACUGGGAUAAAAAAUGAAAAGAGAGGGACCAGCCCUGUAACUCAAGUUAAGGUGGGGAGCCAACUUAUAGUACCAGAGAAGGAGGAUCUUGGAACCUUAGAUUUAGGAAAGGGGACAAAAAAGAAUCAAAUGUUGGACUUUAUGUGGUUUGUUGAUGAAGGUUUCUCCUUCAAAUCUAGCUACAAAUAUAUCCUAUCCAGUCUCAACUCCCCUGCCCUGUUUGGGGAUCAGGAUACAGUGAUGAAAGCAAUUCAGGAGGCUCGGAAGAUGCGAGAACAGAUCCAGCGAGAGCAACAGCAACAACAACCACAUGGUGUUGAUGGGAAACUGUCCUCCAUGAAUAAUAUGGGACUGAACAACUGCAGGAAUGAAAAGGAAAGAACACGCUUUGAGAAUUUGGGGCCUCAGUUAACAGGAAAGUCAAGUGAAGAUGGAAAGCUGGGUCCGGGUGUCAUCGACCUUACUCGGCCAGAAGAUGCAGAGGGAAGUAAAGCAAUGAAUGGCUCUGCAGCUAAACUACAGCAGUAUUAUUGUUGGCCAACAGGAGGUGCCACUGUGGCUGAAGCACGAGUCUACAGGGACGCCCGCGGCCGUGCCAGCAGCGAGCCACACAUCAAGCGACCAAUGAAUGCAUUCAUGGUUUGGGCGAAGGAUGAGAGGAGGAAAAUCCUUCAGGCCUUCCCCGAUAUGCAUAACUCCAACAUCAGCAAAAUUUUAGGAUCUCGCUGGAAAUCCAUGUCCAACCAAGAGAAGCAACCUUAUUAUGAAGAGCAGGCCCGGCUAAGCAAGAUCCACUUAGAGAAGUACCCAAACUAUAAAUACAAACCCCGACCAAAACGCACCUGCAUUGUUGAUGGCAAAAAGCUCCGGAUCGGGGAGUAUAAGCAACUGAUGAGGUCUCGGAGACAGGAAAUGAGGCAGUUCUUUACUGUGGGGCAACAGCCCCAGAUUCCAAUCACCACAGGAACAGGUGUUGUGUAUCCUGGUGCUAUUACUAUGGCAACGACCACACCAUCGCCUCAGAUGACAUCUGACUGCUCUAGCACCUCGGCCAGCCCAGAGCCCAGCCUCCCAGUCAUUCAGAGCACUUACGGCAUGAAGACGGAAGGUGGAAGCCUAGCUGGAAACGAAGUGAUUAAUGGAGAGGAUGAGAUGGAAAUGUAUGACGACUAUGAAGAUGACCCCAAAUCAGACUAUAGCAGUGAAAAUGAAGCCCCGGAGGCUGUCAGUGCCAACUGAGGAGUUUUUGUUUGCUAAAUGAAAAUACUCUGACAUUUCACCCCCCUCCCUAACAAAAAGUUCUUAAAGAGCCCGCAUGCAUUUGUGGCUCCACAAUUACAUCAGCAGAAUGGUCUUAAUUGUUUCGUAAAGUGUGAGACAGAUUAAGUUUUCCCUGAUUUUUCAUGAACUUGAGUUUUUUGUCGUUAUUGUUAUUGUUGUUGUUGUUGUUUUUAUAAUUUAGGUGAAGACUUAUUAAAUAUGAGACACCAGGACUUGAAAACUUAUCUCAACCCAUAGCUGUCUUACAAGUCUUAUAUUUUUGUCUUAUUUUUUUUUUUUUGGAUGUUUGAUAAAGGUUUAAGUUACUGUUUUAGAUGGGGUUAAACAUUCUCACUCAGGUAUGCUGUGCCGGCCUACAGGUUGUGAAUGUGUUUUUAUUCUGAAUUAUUUUAGAAAACAACUGAGGAUUUCAUAUUGUGAAACAGAACAAGUCCACAGCGUGUGCAGCUGCAUGUAGAGCAUAUUCAAAAGGCCUCGGAAUUCCAUUUUUCCAUGUGUAGAGUUAAAUUUUGAAUGUGCCAAACUUUUCGUAACUUUUGAUUCUUAAUAUUUUGAAAGUCUUAAAGGAGACACUGCAAAGGCUUAGACAAUCUUUGGCAUCUUAAAAUAAAAUAGCAAACCACACAUUUUUUUCCAGAAAAUGAUAAAGUACUCAGGAAUCUGGAGACAAGAUAUUGUAAGGAAUUAAAAAGGUUGCCACAGUGCAUGUACCCAUUUGUGUUUGCCUCUUGACGUGCCAUCAGUGUGUGAUGUGGUAUGACGUCCACACACCAGAGCAAUCCCCACACCAGAUACCGACACGGUGGUCUUCUCUGCCUGAGACCACCUCUCACUACAUCCAUUUAUCCCUUUGCCUUUAACCCUGACAUUCAGUCUUAACACAUUUUCUCUUAAAUAAUUUAUUCAUUCCAGAAUGUCAAGGGUCCACUUACUAUUUAUUUUUUAAAAUGUUGUUGGUGGCAUUAAUUUAAUAAUUCUUGUUUUUCAACCUCCUUCCCCGAAGAACUUUCAGCCCUUUCACCUCCUUCUCCUGCUAGAUACAAAAGAUGUACAUAGUGAUUUUAUGUCCCCAGAGCAUCUGGAAGCAUUUCUGAAACAAGAUACUAUUAAAUACCUAUAUUAUUGUUUUUAAACAUAAGUGUAUAUCUGUCUACAGGGCUGUGUAUUUGGGUAUAGGUGUAUAGUCUUACACU
This is a messenger RNA of Galeopterus variegatus (Sunda flying lemur), 3229 nucleotides long. It is a transcript of the gene SOX6, whose product is annotated as SRY (sex determining region Y)-box 6. Gene Ontology annotation, cellular component: nucleus. NCBI's taxonomy places the organism in Eukaryota, Metazoa, Chordata, Mammalia, Dermoptera, Cynocephalidae. The transcript is spliced from 13 exons. The annotation marks the transcript as partial. The record is from RefSeq and is a predicted model, not a curated record. Gene Ontology annotation, biological process: positive regulation of chondrocyte differentiation; central nervous system development; cell fate commitment. Gene Ontology annotation, molecular function: DNA-binding transcription factor activity, RNA polymerase II-specific; RNA polymerase II cis-regulatory region sequence-specific DNA binding.